UGACGUCACAUGACGCAGGCGCCCCACAGGGACUCUUCUGAGCAGAAAGAGAGAGAGAGAGAAAUGUCGAAGUUAACAUGAGCGCGUUUUAAUACAGAACAGGAAGCAAAGCAAAGUGAAAAAAAGAUACAUACAGGUUUUUAUUAAUAAAGCCCAGGGACGUUGGGUAAACUUCUUUAGAGAGCUUUAGUAGUGAGGUUUCAUUUUAUUCUAGGUUUUAACCAUGGUGGGAAACGAGAGGAGGAUUUUUUUGUGCUCGGGACUUGGAUGAAACUAAAAAUUAUUUCAGCACUAACGGAGUAGUAGAAGAAGAAGAAGAAGAAAGCGACGACGACGAAGAAGAAGAAGAAGGCUUGCUAACCAUUUUAGCCUAACUAACUCAUAUUUACUAGCUUCUACACUUGUCAUAUUCCUAGUCCAGGUGUUAUAGAUAUUUACACCUUCAUCAUUAAAAUUAAAAUACAUUUAAUAAUAAUAAUAAUAAUAAUAAUAAUUAAACCAGCCAGUGAGUGCCUUAGCGUUGGUUAGUGUUGCUGAUAAAAAAAAACAACAAACAAACAAAACGGCUAGCUUGCUAGUUAACAACAUUGCGGCGGCUAACAUGGAGGAAGAGGUGCAUGUAUGUGUUAGCAUCAUCGCAGCACUCUUAUAUAAUCCGACUAAAACUAAAUCGCGCUCGUUUUCGUCCAGAAAAACGACUUUUGGCUUCGUUUAGAGGCAGAAAUGCGGGUGUGGGUUUGAUUUGGUGUGCAAACAGGAUCAACGCAAACAUGGAUUCCAACCCUCUCCUAAGUGCCAUGGACCCGUCCAUCACGCUGUGGCAGUUUCUGCUGCAUCUCCUGGAGGACCAGAACCAGCGGCACCUGAUCUCCUGGACGUCCAACGACGGCGAGUUUAAGCUGCUGGAUGCCGAGGAAGUGGCGCGCCUCUGGGGGCUGCGCAAGAACAAAACCAACAUGAACUACGACAAGCUGAGCCGCGCGCUGCGCUACUACUACGACAAGAACAUAAUAAAGAAAGUAAGCGGUCAGAAGUUCGUCUACAAGUUCGUGACCUUUCCUGACCCGAACUCGGCCGACGGCCUCAGAAGCCCCGAGGAUGCCCAGCGGCUCAUCGGCGGAGAGAAAGCAGAGGCGUCUGCCCAAUCCAAAGCUGCGGGGGGCUCCAGUGCCGCCGUGGCCUCCCUAUCCAAGAGCCUGCAGCCUCAGCGCUCGUCCCCUAGCACGGUGCAGCGCAGCUCCCGCAAUGACUACAUGAAGUCAGGGCUUUACUCCACCUUCACCAUCCAGUCCCUGCAAACGCCCUGCAAGAGCUCCAGCAAAGCUGUGAAAACGGAGCUGCCUGUGGAGAACACGCCCAAACUGAGCAGCAGUGAGCGACCACUGCAAGAGAUGCUGGUGUGUCAGACAGAAGCUCAGCAGGCGGCAGCGGUCACUCCGUCUACAGUGGACAGCAGCGGUCUGCAGGUGAUAGUGACACAACCUUCACCCUGCGCCACUCCCGCCCUCAGCCCACAGACGCCCUCCGCCUCUGCUGCCGCCCCUACGAACGGGCAGUCGCUGAAGAACCAGGGACUCGCCGAUCCGCCUCAGAUCUACCUGACGAGCGUUUCAGACCCCGGCUCGCUGACUUCGCUGAUCCAGGUAGCCGGUAGCGACUGUGUGGUCAGCUCUCAGCAGGGUCACCCUGUGUUUGUGGUCAUAAAGCCUCCACCUGUCGGGGAAGCCAAAGAACCGAACAUGGCUUCUGGAGAAGACCUGCUGGACAUCGUGGACCUGGACGUCAAACCCGAAGCUGAGACGAUCCCUGUGUCCACUCCCUGUGUUACGGAGGCCGCAGUGUCUGUCGAUGCCUCUCCACCCUCCUGCCCCGAGCCCGUGGUACAGCCGGUGGUAGAAUCCGAGCAGAACGACGAGUCUCAGCAACCUGUGGAGGACACAAGCUCCACCGCAUCCACACAACCAGCCUCCGCUCAGGAAGCGCAGCCGCCCAAGUCCAAGAAGCCUCGCGUGCUCGAGCUUCCCUCGUCCCCCUCGCCGCUCCCUCCCGGCCUCACUCUGGAUAAAGUCAGCGCAGCGGUGAACAGCCUGCUGGCCCCAGGCAGCACCACAAACACCCUCACACCCACCGUCAUCACCUCUCAUGCCUUGACUCCGGUGUUGUUGACGCCGAGUCCCCUCCCGUCCACCAUCCACUUCUGGAGCACGCUGAGUCCCAUCGCCCCGCGCAGUCCUGCCAAGCUCUCCUUCCAGUUCCCCUCUAACGGGAGUAAUCAGAUCCACAUCCCAGCGCUGAGCGUGGACGGACUAUCUACUCCCGUCGUCCUGUCCCCGGGCCCUCAGAAACCCUAGACGUCCCCGUCCCUCACCGGCCCUCGAGACGACAGGUAACACACAGCCAGCACUCUGCACAGCGAGUCCUGAUUGGUGCUCAGCUGAGCAUCUGGUCCAAUGGCAGACGAGCAGGAUUGGAUUACACCCUCAGGCUGGCUGUGUGAUUGGCUGAAACAGGAAACUCCGUCUUUCAGCCUCAGACAAAAAAAAAAAAAAGGUGCCAUUUUAUAGACCACUCAAGUUCAUUUCUUCCCUCUUUAUUCUUUCAUACCCUUACCAUUCUGUACAUUUAUUUAUUUUUGUCGUCUCAACAGAGUAGAUAUUAUGGUGCGUAUUUUAGUUUCCUUUUCAAGGAAUUUUGUUUGUUUGUUUGUUUGUUUGUUUGGAGUUUCCACCGUUUGAGGUCUCAUCUUUUCUCACAUGUGAGACGACUCAUCACGAAGCAGACCUUGGUUCUUCAGACUUCAUUUCUUAUUUUGUUAAUAAGGACGUAAAGCUGAAAUAUAUCAGAAGACCGCCAGGUGGCAGUGAAGACACACUUCCUUAUUUUCCACUUCUGAACUUGCAAAGCAUGACCUUUUUUUUUUUUUUUUCUUUUCUUUUUUUUUUUUUAAGAUUGAAACUAAACACACGUUUUUAAAAAGAAUUGUAGAUUUUCCUCAUGACUGACUACAUGGAAUUUCUUUUGCAAAAGAGGCAUUUAAUUCUCGUGGAAUGAAAAGGCCAUCUGUGGGAAUUGUAGAAGCGGAAACGGGAAGACGGCGCGUGAUCCGCCGGAUCAUCAGCUCCCCGUCAUGACGCAGAAUGUAUCGAUGUUCCUUUUUGCCGCGAUGUCAUUUCUUUCCCUCUCGCAUUUACUCCCAUUCCAGUUCGAACCUUCGCUUUUGUUUUUGUUGUUUGUUUUUUGUUGUUUGGUUUUUUUUUGGUCCUUGUUCGUCUUCAGCUAUGUUGUGUCGAAACCUUUGUAGUUUUUAUAUCCGAUAAGCUUUUCAGUUGUUGGUUUCAGAAGAAAAAAAAAAAUGCCAGAGGAGACCAAAGACCAGCAAUUUGUACCGAAUUUAAUGAGCAUCUCUGUAUGUGCUGCACAUCUCUCUCUCUCUCUCUCUCUCUCUCUCUCUCUCUGUCUGAUUUUCUCACGUUGUCUCCGUCUGUUUCUACAUGUAUCACACAAAAGGGCUACAGGACUCAUCACACUACCGAAACAUCAACUCUCUCCGCUUUAUCCUCAGUGACUGGCGUUACACGAUAACUGACAACGAUUUACUUUAUUGUUCUACAAAGAUAUAAAUGUCUCCGUUUUCUUUUUACUCGCGUCAGCCGAGUUCGGUGUCACUCCGCAUUUCUUUUCUGUGCGUUUUUAAUCCAAUUCAUAGGGAAAAGUCGAGUAUUUCUGAAACGAAACUCAAUUCUCACCUCCAAGCUGUGAACCGUGUUAUUUUUCUGUUUUGUUUUGUUGUUGUUUUUUCCAACAUGAAAGUGGAGACAAGCAAGUGUGCUGCCGCUGUUUUGUUUUUUUUUGUUUUUCUCUCUCCAGGUCUUUCUUUUUUUUUUUUUUUUUUGGGAGCAUACAAAAGCACAAUGACACUCUGGAUUGUUGCAGCUCAGUGGAAAAGCUGUUCACGUUAUUUGAGCAGAUGUGUCGUACAAUCAUACCGUUCUUAGUACAAAUACACACACACACACACACACACACACACAGACGGCCAUUUUUCAAGUACUUUAGUACAUAGUGUAUAACCAGGUAAACGUUUAGUCCCCCCGCUCCCCCCUGGACAGUAAGACGCUGUAAUGCUGCUAAGUGUAAUGCGGCUGUAUUUCAGCCAAACGUAAUCACAACUAAAUGCGACAGAGACAUCGUAACCUUACAGCGCGGUGAAAGGAAUUGUGGGGAUUUGUGUCUCGACCCGAAGCAGCGUAACUCUUACUUUUCUCUAACAGCAGCUCAGCGAUUAGUCAGCGAUUACGCUUUGUAAUUCAUCGACGAACGGAAACUCGUACUCCGUCAUACCUCGCCUUUUAUAGUUACGUUUAGUGUUGUGGAACGUCCGUGAGACGAGUUAUUUCCUGUCAUCACUUCUUUCACCACCCUGAUUUUUUAUUUUUUUUUCUUCUCGAAAACCUGCAAAUCAUUAACUCCUCCAUCCUGACGACUUCCCCAUGGUGGAAAACUUACUGACAUUUACAUAGCUCUGACACUGGAGACUCCUUCCGUUAAUGUUUAAUAAGCGUACCGUCGCACAGACCUUCGUAAUAUCGACGGUCGUGCGUCCGUCUCUAUUAAAUGACGCGUUCUUUGUUAUUAGCUUCUCGAUCACGUCGAUUAGUCUGGCGUACGAGUCGUUACUAUAGAAACCAUAACGUAUUAAAGCGAACACAUUCAUAUAAACCUGUAGUUUACGUUGAAUCAACGCCCUGUGACCAAUCGGAUUUGAGACACGUCAGUAUUGUAGAAUCGUGAGGCACGUAGACCAAGUAGACGUAUUCCGGAAGCUAAUAGGGGGAAAAUGCUUCGGGUUGUGUGAAAAAAAAAACCAUUAAUACUCUUGCGACGUAACGUACAAACUGGACGUGCGAGUACGUCAGGGGCUUAGAUGUACAAUUUGUCUUUCGUGAGCAAUUCAAAAUGGCAAAACUGACUAAGGAUUUGUGACUUAUAAAUGAAACAUAAAGUUUACAUUUUUGUAAAUCGACCGUUAAACCCUUUUUCACUUUUUUUUUCUUUUUUUUUUCUUUAGCUUAAUGUGGGCGCUUCAUUAUUAGAUUUGAACCUUUUAUUUAACCAGCGUAGUGACGUUACGGCAACACUUUCACGUAUUUAAAACGUGUAAAUGAAAGUCACGGUUAUGAAAUGGAAACCUUACAAUCGAAACUAAAUCGGAAUCUACGUUCUUAUCUCUAUAAUGCAGACGUACAGCAUGCUACUGUAGAUAUUUUUAAAAAAUAAUAAAUUAGACACCGUUUGUAAGCCAAUGGGACGUUAUUUUCCUUUUAUUCGACUGACUGACUCAGUUGAACCUCCGGUUAAAGAAAGGUUGAAAAUCAACGCGCGUAUUUUAAAACUCGUCGCGGGACGUCUGUAAAGUACGCGUAACGUGUGGGAUUUUUAAAAGCACUUACUUCCUGCGUAAACGGGAAACAUUUUGGCGAAUCCUGAUGUCGGAGUCGAACUCUACGCCCUAAACGAAGUCACAGAUUUGCCUUAUUUUGUCUAGUACACGUCGUUCCAAUGAAAAGCUCGAACGUGACGAAGAAACAAACAUGUACGUAGAUUUAUUUAUUUUUCCUUCCGUCCUUCCUCACGGUAUUCACGAGGGCGUGUCUUACGGUCCGGAAAAUAAAUCAGUACUUCAGGUGCGAGUUAAGGCGUACGCCGUACGGUAUAUAAAUUGUAUAAAUUUUAACGACCUUUUGUAUGUACAAGACGUUAAAGAAGAACCGAACCACAAGUGCACUGUAUCAAUACGAGCACUGAGUAUCCUAUCAAGACCCACAAAGCCAAUUUCAUGUUUAAAUGAAGUUCGUAUUAAACACAUCUGCGUGCACAUGCUCCGUUUGAUGACGUUAUUUCCAGUUUAACGACAACAGUGAAGUCAGGCUCGGUAGCUAAGUAUCUAGCUAGCUAUGUUGCGUUGUUGGUGUAUUAAUUAUUAUCAGAGAACGUUUCACAUCAUUGUGCUAAUAUUCUGCCUCAAUUUUUGUCCUCAGUGUCCUUUAGACCAAGGACUUCUUUUUCACCUUGAUUCACGUCGUGUUUUUUUACGGCGAUCCUUUCGCUGUAUCUAUAUCUGCACUUGUUUCCAUGCGUUUGCGACUGUUUGAACCAGGUGUCGAGGCAGUGCUGUCGAUUUUGACCUUCUCCUGGAACGUCGAUGUUUUUCCGUCCGUGCUUUAUGGUCCCUGGGUUAGAACUGUCAUUUCCGAAACACAACACAACACACCUCACUAGCAGAUUCGUACCGAAGCCUCGUCUCGGACGGUCGGGAAUCGACACCUCGGUUCGCGUUCGGUCGUAGAAAUGAUACGCGCUCGAGCUCGCAGGAUUAGACGGUCAUGUACGUGAUGUAAAACCGACCGGAUCUCGUUUAUACGCCUGUGUCUGAAAUCGAAUUCGUGUGAAACAUAACGAGCAAGCUCUUUUUUUCUUUUUUCUUUUUCUUUUAUUUAAAAAGAUCAAUCAAAUGAGUACUGUUAGUGUAAACUGAUACCUUUACCCGGCUCUUACCGAUGAGGACGAGUGAUAAAAGCCAUUUCAUACGAAUAAUUAUUUUAAUUUUUUUCAUCAUCGAGGCGCUUCGCUCAUUUGUGUAUUCGGGCAAGUGAUUCAAAUGCAAUAUUUGAUUUGCCACUGUGAUCAUGAGUAUUUUUGUCCUGCUUGAUGGGGAGUGAUGCGUUUUAAUGUUUUAAGAAGGACGGAUUGAACGCAGGACGUGCGCGGCACGUUUACAGGAAGUCAUGUGUUUUAUAGAAUUAAAGAAUGAGGAUUACAGGAAGAGGGCUGGACUUGCUCGAGUGGCGAUUUUGUUUCUGCACGUCUUUCUGUAAAGUACUGCGUUCAUUUUUUUUUAUUUUUUUUAAAUCACUUAAGCUUUUUACACUUGACUGUUCUCCAAAGAGUCGUGCUGCCACUUUUACCAUCAGUAGUCAUGGACCCCAUUAACACCGAUCAAUGCGCUGAUAACGUGCUGCAUACACCAUACUCCAGAAUUAGCCUUUUCGUCGUUCGCUUCGGUGUAAAGAAGAAAAGCCAUACUUCUUUCCAUUGUGGCGUGAGUCCGAAUGAACGCUUACUGUAUUUAUUCCGUUUUUAUAUAUCAAUCUGCUAGACUGUACAUGUCAGAGCGCCAUCAUUUGACAUAUUUCCUUAUGCAUGAUCUUGCUUCGGAUUGCAACUCUUCUUGAAAGGAUGGGAAGGUUUUUAGAAGGCGUCUGGGUUUCGUAUCGUUUUUGGCCUAAUUCUUAAACUUCAGGGUGGCUGGAGUUGGUUUCUUAAAAAAAAAAAAAAAAAAAAAAAAAAAAGAAGAAGAAAAAAAGCAGUGAGGUUUUCCUGGGAAAGGUUGCCAGAGCUGUUCAGGACCAAUUGUAAAUUCAACUAUAGCUUUGUAAAUGCUAAGUUCAGCUGCUGUUGCUUGUGUUAAACCAGCUGCCUCGGUGUGAUCUGCAUUUCUGAAGAUUUCGGUUCCAACCCUAAUCGUCACCUCGUUAGAUUUAUCGGGCUCGGAAUACUCAAUUUAUCCAGCUGUUCGAGCUGAUCCGGCGUCGUCCGGCCGUUCGAGCCGAUUAAGCUGAUCAAGCUGCAUCCAGCCGAGCCGGUCAAGCUACAUUGAGCUGAUUAAUUCAAUCAACCUGCAUCCAACCAAUCAAGUACAUCAACCUGUGUCCAGCUGUUCAGAUGUCAUCCAGUUGAUUGAACUGAUUACAUUUUGUCCAGCUGGUCACAUGAUGUGCAGCAGACUGAGCUGAUCAGAUAUCGUCCAACUGAUCAGUUCCGUGAAUUUGCCCCAGCUGAUGAAGCUGAUCAGACUUUGAUCAGCCAGUUUAGCUCCUCAAACUUUGUCCAGCUGUUUGAACUGCUCACUGUUAGCGUAGCUGUUCAAGCUGAUCGCAUUCAGUCCGACCGAUCGAGCCGGUCAGACUGUGUCCAGCCGAUCAACCUUCAUCCAGCCGAGUGAGCCGAUCAAACUCUUCAAGCUGAUCAAAAAUCGUCCAGCCUAUAGAGCUGAUCGAGCUCCAUCCAGAUGAUGCAGUUGUUCACGUCCAGCUCGUCCAUCUAUACAAAGUUUCGAGGCAAAUACAGAAGCUCUUUAAAAGGACUGAUCACACAAUGAGGCUAGUAGUAGCUCCACGGUUAAGACCUUGGGCUACUGAUUGGAAGGAACUCGUUCGUAUCUUGUCUCAAUUGGAAAUGGCUUUGGGUAAAACAGAUACUUUUUUCUUUUGUUUAAAAAAAUUCUGGAUUAGGGUUGGAGCUCAAGUCUUCAGUGAAGAUAUUUCUCCAUGGGCAAGGUUGGAGAUCCUGUAGCUAAUCCGAAUACAAUCAAUGCUGUACAUCUUGAAGCUAUGAUGACUGUUUAAGCACUUAUUGUUGUACUCUUGAGCACCACGUUAAAAGGAACCAGGCCUUAAUAUUGAAUGUCUUUUUCAAAAUAAUAAUAAUAAUAAUAAAACAACAACUGGGAUUGUCUUUACUGAUUACCAUCAUGGUGAAACGUCAAAUUAGCACUUUACUGUUCCAAGUUCCACGAUUAUCUUAUUGUUUUUUCAAAAGGGAUAUGAGAAUUUUGUAAUCUGACUGUAUAGUAUGAAUUCUACAUCUUGAAGAAAAAAAAAAAAAGAAAAAAACAAACGUUAAUUAAUUACAGGAUGAUUCCCCCCCCUUUUUUUUUUUUUUUUUUACCUGAACCAAAAUUGUGCUAAAAUUGUACUUGUGCAAGUUUUAAUUGUGCAAAGUUGUUACCAGCAUGCGCUUAAUGUUGUAGUAAUUUCAACUUUUAUGCAAGUGGGCGCACAUGUUCUGCACACGCACACGCACACACACACACACAAGCACACACUUACAAAAAGCCAUUUAUUGAAUUGAUGUAAGCAUUGAAACAGGCAGUCCUGCAGGUCUGGGACCGUUUUUUAUGGAAAUGAAAGAGUUAAAUGAAAGAGUUUGUAUCCAUAUUUAAAAUACCAGCAAAGAUUCAUACGAACUCAAAUGUUGCCAUUUGUUUUGAAAAGUUACUGCUUAACGAUGUCCGUAGGCGUGGAUAAACGUAGACCCGCUCGGUUUCGGAUAUUUCUCGGCGUUUUAAAGAGUGUGUUUUGUUGGGUUUUUUUUUUUUUUUUUUUUUUCAGGAAUCAGAAACGAAUUGUGGGUGGCUCAAAACUGUUAAAGACUUUUCUUUAAAAAAAAAAUAAUAAUAAUAAAAAAAAAAAAAAGACAACAAAAUUGUCUUUUAAAAAGUUCCUGAAGCAUCCAGUACUUUCUGCUGUUGUCAGGUGUGUCUCUGAACCUGAGUUUUCUCUUUAAACUGUUCUGCUAUUAAAUGGUUUAGUAUUGAAUAAUGUGCUGCGAUGUCUUUGUGUUUAAGAAAAAAAGAAUAAUAAUGUGUCUGAACGUUCUGUAGUGCUAGUCCUGACCGAGUGUGGGACGUGGAUUUCAGAUCUCUUUCUUGGCCUCCCUUUCCCGGACGAGACCUUCUCUCUGGGAGUUUAUUUAUAAAAAGGGACCUAGGGGCCUUUUAUUUUUCAGAACUGUCCAAAUAUGAUGAUGAUGAUGAUGAUGAUAUAUUUACUGGAAAGAGACGAGAUUAUUUUUAAUCUGCACAUUCUACUUGGUUUGUGUGUAUGUUAUAGAUAUUAAUCAUGUUUUCUAAAGGAAUAUGGAGCAAAAAUAUUAUAUAUAUAUAUAUAAAAUAAAACGUAAAUAAAAUGCUAUUUUGUUCUUUA
Molecule: messenger RNA, 9764 nt
Organism: Ictalurus punctatus (channel catfish)
Lineage: Eukaryota; Metazoa; Chordata; Actinopteri; Siluriformes; Ictaluridae
Gene: elk1
Product: ETS transcription factor ELK1
Exons: 9
Coding region: 618-2351 (577 amino acids)
Biological process (GO): regulation of transcription by RNA polymerase II; cell differentiation
Cellular component (GO): nucleus
Molecular function (GO): sequence-specific DNA binding; DNA-binding transcription factor activity, RNA polymerase II-specific
Source: RefSeq, a predicted model, not a curated record